Messenger RNA from Brachypodium distachyon (stiff brome), 974 nucleotides. RefSeq lists its product as uncharacterized. NCBI's taxonomy places the organism in Eukaryota, Viridiplantae, Streptophyta, Magnoliopsida, Poales, Poaceae. The transcript has 2 exons. The record is from RefSeq and is a predicted model, not a curated record. Bases 412 to 738 code for a protein of 108 amino acids.
CUGUACCCACGAUUCUUUCUUCCGAAGAACUCGUCUUCCUCUGACUACAAGCAGUCCACGCGCUCGCUUCCCCUUUGCCCCCAACGAAGCCUCGACCCACGACCGUCUUCCCCCUACCGGCGCGCCUCCGCCUGACCGCCUCCGCUUAUCCUCCGCACCGCGCGGCCACCGCCGGCACCAUCCCGUCUCGCCGGGGAGCUCUUCCAACAUCUGCAGCCUUCCCUGCUCCUCCGGCGCGCAGCCCUACCGGAGAUCCGGGGGGGUUUCCUCUUCCCAAUCCCGUGAUCGCAUCCCGUUCCAGUUCUUGACUCAUCGCGUCCGCUCUGUGGCUAUAAAAUAUCGUCAGCAGGUCUUCUGGGGGCGUUGCGAUUCAGGGUCCCUGGAUUAGUUGGUGCCGGCGGCGGGGCGGUGAUGAAUACGAGGCCGGUGGUGCUGGUCCUCCUCCUGGUCGUCCUCAUCAUCACGUCGCAGUUCGAGUGGAAGCAGCAGAUCGAGGACGCCGCCGACGCCGACCCCGCCACUGCGCGGCGGCGGCAGCAGGUUCUCGCUAAGGAGGACGCCGUCAAGGAGAAGAUACUAUUAUCUCAGGAGAAAAACAUUCAACAGCUCAAUGAGCUUAUUGAGAGCCUUCAGCGGCAGCUACUGCAUUGCCGGGGUAGCAACAGUACCGUCCAUACCGCUACAAUUGCUGCCACCAAAGUUAGUGAGGUGGAGGCGGAGGAAAACAUUGAUGAUUAAUACUCUAGUAGAUAAACUCUUCCCAUGUGGUUCUUUGAUUCUAGUACAGCAGCAAAAGAGCAAGGGUUAACCAGGCACUGUACUCUUUGUGUCUAAUGGGGGAACAAAUCGUGCUUUAAUCUACCGUCUUGUAUACGCUGCUAAGGCCUUCCCUCCUAAGUGUAAUUUGUAGUAUGUUCUUUUUAUAUCACGGCUACUAAUUCAAUUGGAAAGUUAUUGAUCAUUCUUUGUUGUGA